Messenger RNA from Suncus etruscus (white-toothed pygmy shrew), 3481 nucleotides. It is a transcript of the gene GARNL3, whose product is annotated as GTPase activating Rap/RanGAP domain like 3. Gene Ontology annotation, molecular function: GTPase activator activity. Gene Ontology annotation, cellular component: cytoplasm. Gene Ontology annotation, biological process: regulation of small GTPase mediated signal transduction; activation of GTPase activity. NCBI's taxonomy places the organism in Eukaryota, Metazoa, Chordata, Mammalia, Eulipotyphla, Soricidae. Bases 86 to 3199 code for a protein of 1037 amino acids. The transcript is spliced from 30 exons. The record is from RefSeq and is a predicted model, not a curated record.
GCGCAGGGGGUGCAGCUUUGACAGCCCCAGUGCCUUUCCCAACAAUUCCUGCUUCAGUCCAGAGCCACAAUCUCCAGGCCCGCUCAUGGACCCGCUGACAAAGGCAACCUGUGGAAGUCAGAUGGCGCAGACUCUGCUCUGGAAAGCCAAGUCAUCCCUGUCCUUCGGCAUCCAGCCCCUGCAGAUGUGGCCCACGAAAGACCCUGAAGUAGAGUCCCAGGUCAACCUCUCUGUCUCGGAAGACCUAGGCUGUAGACGUGGGGAUUUCAGUAGGAAGCAUUAUGGAUCUGUGGAGCUGCUUAUCUCCAGUGAUGCUGAUGGAGCCAUCCAAAGGGCCGGCAGAUUUCGCGUGGAAAAUGGCUCUUCAGAUGAGAAUGCGACUGCUCUCCCAGGCACUUGGCGAAGGACAGACGUGCACUUAGAGAACCCAGAAUACCACACCAGAUGGUACUUCAAGUAUUUUUUAGGACAAGUCCAUCAGAAUUACAUUGGAAACGAUGCAGAGAAGAGCCCCUUCUUCCUAUCAGUGACGCUUUCAGACCAGAACAAUCAGCGCGUCCCUCAGUAUCGGGCAAUCCUCUGGAGGAAAACAGGGACCCAGAAAAUAUGCCUUCCCUACAGCCCCACAAAGACGCUCUCUGUGAAGUCCAUCUUGAGUGCCAUGAAUCUGGACAAAUUUGAGAAAGGCCCCAGGGAAAUCUUUCAUCCUGAGAUACAAAAGGACUUGCUGGUUCUGGAGGAACAAGAGGGCUCUGUGAAUUUCAAGUUUGGGGUGCUUUUUGCCAAAGACGGGCAGCUCACAGAUGAUGAGAUGUUCAGCAAUGAAGUUGGGAGCAAUGCUUUUCAGAAGUUCUUGAAUCUCCUGGGAGAUGCGAUCACUCUAAAGGGCUGGACAGGCUACCGCGGUGGGCUGGACACCAAAAAUGACACUACAGGGACCCAUUCAGUUUACACCGUGUUCCAAGGGCAUGAAAUCAUGUUCCAUGUUUCCACCAUGUUGCCGUACUCCAAAGAGAACAAACAGCAGGUGGAAAGGAAGCGCCACAUCGGGAACGACAUUGUCACCAUUGUGUUCCAGGAAGGAGAGGAGCCUUCCCCUGCCUUCAAGCCUUCCAUGAUCCGCUCCCACUUCACACAUAUUUUUGCCUUAGUAAGGUAUGAUCAACAAAAUGACAAUUACAGGUUGAAAAUCUUUUCUGAAGAAAGUGUGCCCCUCUUUGGCCCACCCUUGCCAUCGCCCCCGGUGUUUACAGAUCACCAGGAAUUCAGGGAUUUUUUGCUAGUGAAAUUAAUUAAUGGUGAAAAAGCCACUUUGGAAACCCCAACCUUUGCCCAGAAACGUCGAAGGACUCUGGACAUGUUGAUUCGUUCGUUACACCAGGACCUGAUGCCAGAUUUGCAUAAGAACAUGCUAAACAGGCGGUCCUUCAGUGAUGUCUUACCCGAGUCACCCAAGUCGGCAAGGAAGAAGGAGGAGGCUCGCCAGGCAGAGUUCGUCAGAGUCGGGCAGGCACUAAAACUGAAAUCCAUCGUCAGAGGGGAUGCACCAUCAAGCCUAGCCGCUUCUGGCAUCUGUAAAAGAGAGCCUUGGGAGCCCCAGUGCUUUUGCAGCAACUUCCCACAUGAGGCCGUGUGUGCGGACCCCUGGGGCUCAGCCUUGCUGGUUUCCACGGACGCUGGUGUCCUGCUAGUGGACGAUGGCCUUCCGUCUGUGCCGGUGUUCGACAAAACUCUGCCCGUGAAGCAGAUGCACGUGCUGGAGCCACUGGACCUCCUGAUCCUCCGAGCUGAUAAAGGCAAGGAUGCCCGCCUCUUUGUCUUCAGGCUCAGCGCAGUGCAGAGGGGUCUGGAGGGCAAGCAGGGCCCAAGGAGCAAAUGUGACUGCAGAGACAACAAGCUGGAGAAGACCAAGGGCUGCCACUUGUAUGCCAUCAAUACUCACCACAGCCGGGAGCUGCGGAUCGUGGCUGCCAUCCGCAACAAGCUGCUGCUCAUCACCAGGAAGCACCGGUCGGGCGGGGCCCCCACAGCACUGCUGUCGCCGCCUCCGUCCGAGUCCCCGGUGGAUGAAUUCCAGUACAUCAGGGAGAUCUGCUUGUCCGAUGCACCCACCGUGAUGACGCUGGUGGACGGGCCCAGUGAGGAGAGCGACAACCUCAUCUGUGUGGCCUAUCGGCACCAGUUCGAUGUGGUGAAUGAGAGCACGGGGGAGGCCUUCCGGCUGCACCACGUGGAGGCUAGCAGGGUUAAUUUUGUUGCUGCUAUUGACGUGUAUGAAGAUGGGGAAGCGGGGCUGCUGCUCUGCUACAACUACAGCUGCAUCUAUAAAAAAGUUUGCCCCUUCAACGCUGGCUCUCUUCUGGUUCAGCCCUCAGCAUCUGAUUUCCAGUUCUGCUGGAACCAAGCUCCCUACGCCAUCGUGUGUGCAUUCCCCUACCUCCUGGCCUUCACCCCUGACUCCAUGGAGAUCCGGCUGGUGGUGAAUGGGAACCUGGUCCACACGGCAGUGGUGCCCCAGCUGCAGCUCGUGGCAUCCAGGUCAGACAUAUACUUUACAGCCACCUCUGCAGCCAAUGAAGCCUCUUCUGCCAGCAGCUCCAAGGGGAACAGCGCCCACAAUUCUCCUCAGACUCCCCCAGGCGGGGACGCACCUGUAUUUCCUUCUUCCCUGGGGGAAGGUGAAAAUCAGUCCAAAAAUCUGUACAAGAUUCCGCUCAGAAACCUGGUGGGCAGGAGCAUUGAGCGGCCUCUGAAGUCGCCCUUGGUGGCCAAGGUCAUUACCCCACCCACUUCCAUCGGCCUGGGCAUCGCCGCCAUUCCCGUCACGCAUUCCUUGUCCCUGUCCCGCAUGGAGAUCAAGGAAAUCGCCAGUAGAACCCGUCGGGAGCUGCUAGGCCUCUCUGAGGAGGGCGGACCCCGACCCGAAGGUGCUCCAAAGGCCAAAUCCAAAACCCGGAAGCGAUUAGAAGGAAGUCAAGGAAAUCCCAAGCCAGGGACCAUGCGAUCAACUAGCAGUGACAGGAUCGCCCCAGGCCCCUUGGAAAGUCCCUCUGUUCCGGAGGCUGCUCCCGAGGCUGCUCCCGAGGGCCAGUCCCUGGAGACAGGCUCUGAGCUGGAGCCGGCAGGCAGCCCUGACUGGGGCACGAAGCCCUUUCCACUGACCAUCUCCUCGGAGGAAGACACGAUUGACUUGAAGUAAAGCUGCUCACCCACACCUCUCCUUCCAUUCCGAGGUCUCGCCUCCUGAACCCAUUCCGACAUCAUGUCUCAACUCCAGUGUGACUUUCAGCCUGUCUGUGCUCUCCUGGACUAGCCCCACUGCACACCGCCAGUGUGGGGCUCUCCAGUGUCCGGUGCGUCGCUCGCAGCCUUUCUUCCUUCCCGUCCAGGAGCACGCGUCCCCGGUAACCACGGUGGUAGAUUUCAUUGAGGUUUUAGAGUAAAACUUUGAAUAAAUCGAAAAUGUUCAUUCUUACUGCAA